AUGCUCUGUUUCGUCUUCCUUCUUCAUAUUACUUGUCGCGGCUUUCAAUCAACCAUGAUUCCCUCACCGUUCGCUCUCGGCGCAACACUUGUUGCGAGCAUAGUCACCGUACACUAUGCGCACGCCGCCACUGAUUCGUUGCAGACGACUCUAGUCAAGCCCGCGCGUGCCAUCAACGGCAUUGCGCCGACGACUCGAUCCUAUUGGAUGAGGCAAGCGAAUCAGGCGCUUGCAGACGUCCUGGGCACGCCUUGUCCGUUUGCUGCCUUUGGAACCGCCAUUGUGAACCAUACCGGUCAUGGCCUCGGAAACCUUAUUUGCAUUGGCGCGAAUACUAACCCAGAGACGGGAAACCCGACAUUGCACGGCGAAAUCGCCGCCAUCCAAAACUGCACCAGCAUCCUGACGGAUCCCAAGGGGCCUUACAACCUCACCGCCGCCGAAUCACUAUUAGCAUUCUCCCAGCUGUCCCUGUACACAAAUGCCGAGAGCUGCCCCAUGUGCGCUUCCGCAAUUCGAUGGGCCGGCUUCAAAGAGUACAUUUACGGCACCUCGAUUGAUCGGCUCGUGGGGGAAGGAUGGGCUCAGAUCCGGAUCUCAUCGAUGGAAGUGUUUCGCCAGUCAUUUGACCUGGCUUCGACCACGAGACUGAUGGGAGAAGUCUUGGCCAACGAGACGGACCCGUACUUCUUAUGGCAGUAUGAUCCAGACUACAGAUGCCCCUCGGGAUGCGCAAGACGCAACGGUAGAUGCAAAGCUCAUUAA
Akanthomyces muscarius is the source of this 765-nucleotide messenger RNA. RefSeq lists its product as uncharacterized. Lineage: Eukaryota; Fungi; Ascomycota; Sordariomycetes; Hypocreales; Cordycipitaceae. The transcript is spliced from 2 exons. The record is from RefSeq and is a predicted model, not a curated record. The coding region runs from base 1 to 765 and encodes 254 amino acids. Gene Ontology annotation, biological process: purine nucleoside catabolic process. Gene Ontology annotation, molecular function: guanosine deaminase activity.